Molecule: messenger RNA, 4192 nt
Organism: Cylas formicarius (sweet potato weevil)
Lineage: Eukaryota; Metazoa; Arthropoda; Insecta; Coleoptera; Brentidae
Gene: wts
Product: serine/threonine-protein kinase Warts
Exons: 11
Coding region: 351-3686 (1111 amino acids)
Biological process (GO): G1/S transition of mitotic cell cycle; hippo signaling; positive regulation of apoptotic process
Molecular function (GO): protein serine/threonine kinase activity; protein binding; ATP binding
Source: RefSeq, a predicted model, not a curated record
UCUAUAAAAUGGCUGACAUCUAAAUUCACAGUGGAUUUCUUUGUUUUCAUUACGAUUUUUCCUUAGUUAAAUAUAAAAAAACUUGGCCUUUUUCCGAAUUGCCGCAAGCGAUGUCAUCGACAGCCAGAAAAAAGUGACCUUAGUGCCCUUAAGUGCAUUGUAGCGUGCCGCCAGUGAAUUGUGAAUUUUUCCAUUUAGGUUGACACUGAAAUCUGUCAAUCUUUUACAAGCAGAUUCUCAUUUAUUUCUACAUUUUUUGAGGUAGUUACCAAAAAACUCUAUUACCCCUAAAUGACAAAAUGAAACGCUCUAUUAUGGGCAGUGCAAUGUAAACAUAUCUGUGGCCAAGCAUGGGCCAAGCGCCUAGGCCAAUUAGGAUGAAUCCCAAUGCUCCAGCCCGGUCUCCGGGCUACCACCAAAAGGCCAUGGAAGAGAUUCAGAAUUCUCUAAGACCUUUUGCCAAAAGUGGCAGCGAAGCUCUUGGUUCGAGUGCCGCCAGUACCAUUUCCAACUUUUCAGCAACAAGUGGUAUCAGCUCUCUUAGUUCAGCUUCUGGAUCCAACAUGGGAGAGAAGGAUCUCUUUCAGAUGAGACAAACACAGACCCAACUGCUAAACAUGGGAUAUUCUGAGGACGUAUCCAUGCGAGCCGCCCAACUGUCGAACGGGCGACUCGACGUCGCUCUCGACUACAUCCUGAAACAGUUUCCGGAUUCGUCUUCAUCAAAACCGUCGUCCGGUUACACGAAACUGAUCCGUAAGCCUAGCAUCGAACGAGAACUGGUACUACCUCGUGGCAGUCCCGCCUUGGACUCGGGGGCGGGUAGUUCCCGCUCGGACAGCCCUCGUCUGGCCGAUCUGCACGGAUCGCGGUACUCGCCCAACUUUACGGAACCGCCUCCCCCACCACCUCCGCGGAAUACUCCCCCUCCUCCGCCGCCCCACAUGCCGCCGGUGUACCAGCAACCGCCGCCCGUUCCGAGUAACGUGCAGCAAAUGUUUAAGAGGAUGUCGCCAGCGCCGCCCGUGGUGCCGGCCCGAACCUCCGCCGCUGUGCCCGCUUACAAUGCAUCGGCGCUGCAGCAGAGAGGCACGAGUCCUGUAAGCGGGGCGGUUGUGGGGACGACAAGCGGCCGACAACCGAUGGUGGUGCAGAACGGGCCCCAGGUCCAGCAGCAACUGACGCAGCAGAUGCAGGCGCUGAGCCUGUAUCAGAGCGGGACGGGGGCCGCGUCCGAACCGCCUCCUCCCUACCCGUUAAUGAGCGCGAAUCCAGGCAACCCUCCUCCCCCCAGCUACUCCGCCUCCAUACAAAACCGGCAAAGCCCCACCCAGGAUUUCCGGAAGAGUCCAUCGUCGGGCAUAUAUUCCGGCUCGACGUCUGCUGGCUCGCCCAGUCCCGUGCCAGUGUCUACGACCACGCCCACGGCGAUGGCGCGACCUACGCCACUGCAGGCGUGGGGCGCGCGGCAGACCGUGUCCCAGCCGCCAAUUAUAAUGCAGUCUGUGAAGAGUACGCAAGUGCAGAAGCCGAUCCUGCAGACGGCGACGGCACCGCCCGUGCCGGCGUCGCCGACGAGCGCUUCCGCCCCGCCCACCUCAGCGCCGCCUCCUUCCUACACUGUAUCGAUACAGCAAAAGGCCUAUACGAACGGAGGCAUCAACAAACCGGCCGCGCCUCUCCCCAACGGCGGACAGGUGACGGUGCCGACGACGGAACCGCCCAGCUACGCGAGCACCAUGCAGGCCAAGGCCAAAGCCCAAAGGGGUCAGUCGGCGCGGUUGCUCGAUUCCCCGCGAUUUUCUCACGGACGAGAUUUUUCCGCAGCUCAUCCGCCCCUGCCUCCGCCGCCCUAUUCCGACGAGAGGGAGAACUACGCGCAGGUGUUCACGGUCGAGAGUUCGGUGUCACCGAGGGCGUCUCCCCACGUGCAUCAACCGCUCCAGAGAAAGUAUUCGCCCGCGGUCGCCGGAGGGGGCGGGGCCGGCGGUAACGAGUGUUGCCGCGCGGACAGUCCGCAGUCGACGAGCUCGAGCGACAGCCGAAACUUGUACCCCGACAAUGGUGCCCCGCCUUUACCUCCCACAGCGUCUUCUUCGGUGAAGAACAGCUGUGGGAACAAUAACAACCACGCGUCGCAGGUGAACGGAGAAGGCGGUAAGACCGACUCCCCGCCUCAAUUACCGCCUUACGCGAAGAUCAAGCACCAGUCGCCCAUACCGGAACGCAAGAAAAUCAGUAAGGAGAAGGAGGAGGAGCGGAGGGACGGCAAGGUGAAGAACUACUCGCCGCAGGCGUUCAAGUUUUUCAUGGAGCAACACAUCGAGAACGUCAUCAAGAGCUACAGGCAGCGGAUGUACCGGAGGAUACAGCUCGAGAAGGAGAUGGUGAAAAUAGGUCUCAGUCCAGAUGCACAGCAGCAGAUGCGCAAGAUGUUGUCGCAGAAGGAGUCGAACUAUAUCCGCCUGAAGCGCGCCAAGAUGGACAAGAGCAUGUUCGUGACGAUCAAGCCGAUAGGAGUGGGCGCUUUCGGGGAGGUCACUCUUGUGCGGAAGAUCGACACCAACCACCUGUAUGCCAUGAAGACGUUACGCAAGGCGGAUGUCUUGAAAAGGAACCAGGUGGCGCACGUGAAGGCGGAACGAGACAUUCUGGCGGAGGCGGACAACGAGUGGGUGGUGAAACUGUACUACUCGUUUCAGGACAGCGAUAUCCUUUACUUCGUCAUGGACUACAUACCGGGCGGCGACCUGAUGUCGUUGCUGAUAAAGCUCGGCAUAUUCGAGGAGAGUCUGGCGAGAUUCUAUAUAGCGGAACUGACGUGCGCGGUGGAGAGCGUCCAUAACAUGGGCUUCAUUCACCGCGACAUCAAGCCUGACAACAUACUCAUCGACAAGGACGGCCACAUAAAGUUGACCGACUUCGGUCUGUGCACCGGGUUCCGUUGGACGCACAACUCCAAAUAUUACCAGCCCAAUGAGCACAACAGGCAAGAUUCUAUGGACCCCAUAGACGACUGGAGCGAGGAGUGCAAGUGUAAAGCGCUGAAACCGUUGGAGAGGCGACGGAAACGCGAGCACCGCUGUCUCGCGCACUCGCUGGUCGGCACGCCCAACUACAUCGCGCCCGAGGUGCUGCAACGCACCGGCUACACGCACGUGUGCGAUUGGUGGAGCGUGGGCGUGAUCCUCUACGAGAUGCUCGUCGGCCAGCCCCCCUUUCUCGCGAACACCCCCGCCGAGACGCAGUACAAGGUGAUCAACUGGGAGACGACGUUGCGGAUACCGAAAGAGGCCAACCUGUCCAAGGACGCGACCGACCUCGUCCUUAAACUGUGCUGCAGCGCGGACAAGCGACUCGGCAAGAACGCGAGCGAGGUGAAAGGUCAUCCGUUUUUCAAGGACAUCGAUUUCGAGAAGGGGCUGCGCAGGCAGCCGGCGCCUCACAAGCCACGCAUCGAAUACCCGACCGACACGUCCAACUUUGACCCGAUCGAUCCCGAUCGCCUCCGCAACAGUACAUCGAUCGACUCGUCCAAUUCGGAAGACCUGUCGGACAAUUCGAAGCUCUUUCACGGCUUCUUCGAGUUCACCUUCAGGCGAUUUUUUGACGACGGCGGCGUGACGGCCUUUAACAAGAUCAACCUGGACGACAACGAUAACCAGGGCGGCCCCGUCUACGUGUGAUGGCACGCCGCCGACGGUGAAGAGAUCUCCGGGUUGGAAGCCCGGACCGUCGGUCUAGUUCCGGAGGAACGUCGGAACGCUUCGUCCUUCAUCGGGCUGCGUCGAUCCCGACCACGAUGGUCAGUAUUAAGCUUGCCCGUUUUUUAUCCCAGUCCGCUGUGGGCGUGGUCGUUGACUGCGCACGACGCCUAUAUCCGUUUUGGAAACGUUUCGGGGAGCAGAAAUCUUUGGAAAUUGAUCUUAUCUUUUUUAAUUUAUUUCGAAAUGGUCGACGACAAUCGGCGGCCAAAAGUUUGGACGGAGCAGUAAACGCGUCAAUUCAGUCCGAUGAUUAAGGUAGAAACUAAAUUAUGGUGCUAAUCUAAAAUUAAUAUAUUGUAUCUAUGGAUAAAUGUGAUAAAUAUGAACGUCUUCCACAUGUUACUGCCUUGCCGUUCGCGUUAUGGGGGGCGGUCACUUUUAAAGUGGCCCGCGGUUGAAAUAUUUUGGGGUACCAGUCAAUAGGA